GUGGGUGCUCUGAGGCUCCCCAGCAGCUGUCGUGAAUGUGUGCGCGCAUGUGUGCUCGUCUGGACUUUCCAGUAGCCUACUUUGCACCAUACAACUUUGUCCGAGAAUCACAGUGGCAAUGACUCUCCAGUGGACGGUGGUGGCUUUCUUCCUGUAUGCAGAGAUCACAGUCAACCUUAUUUUGUGUGUGCCUUUAAUAUCAGCACAGCGGUGGCGUUUGAUUUUCAGGUGGCGAAUAUGGAGCUGGUUAUCUCCUUACUGGAAUAAAUGCUUUUUUACAAUAAUAAUGGUCCUUAUUGUUCUUUUCCUGGACGCUUUACGCGAGGUGCAGAAGUAUUCCGGUCCUGAGCCCAUGCAAGAUGCUAAAGUGAACCCAAAUGUGUACGACCACGUCCACAUGAAGCUUUUCAGAGCCCAGAGGAACCUCUACAUAUCUGGCUUCUCUCUCUUUCUCUGGCUUAUGAUGCGUCGGGUUGCCACUUUGCUAAACCAGGUUGCUGUCACCAUGGAGGACAGCGCAGGUCUUCAGUCACAAAUAGACAAUGCUGUGAGAGCAGCUAAGCAGCAGCAGGAGGACAAACUGACCCUCAAGCAAUCUUUCCUGGAAAAGGAAAAAUCCAUGUCAGCAGCAAAGCAGCAGCUGAAGCUGGAGGUGGAAAAGCUGGCGGGUCAGCUGAAGACUGCCGAGGAGGCUGUUCGUAAGUCUGAUGCUGAUAUUGAGGCAAUGAGGAGACAAGCCAAAGGUCUGGCUCAGGAGUAUGACAGACUGCUCAGAGAACACCAUCAGCUCCAGAAUCUUCAGAGCGCUGAAGACAAAAAGGAUCGGUGAACACUAGAACACAGUAUCAGCUCUUGCUUCCUUCCAUGGACAUUUUUUUUCUUAUACCUCUCGAUUGUGUGCUGUAUCUAGUUUGCUACCCGACCUGUUUUUAUUGUCUUUGAAUCUUCAUUGCUGUUUAAAGUUUGAACUGAGUGCAAUAAACAAAUCUUGCUAUUAACUUACAGUAACUCUUCAUUAUGAAUAUGCAUUGUUUCUUUUUUUACUGACUGCUAAGCUGUGUUAUAAACACAAAGUGUUAGUGUUACUGUAAUGACUUUUAUAUUGUACAUCAAUGGGAUGCACACUAUAAACUAUACACUGUAAUGGGAUGUGCUGUCAUGAACUUGAACAUUUCACA
Molecule: messenger RNA, 1178 nt
Organism: Haplochromis burtoni (Burton's mouthbrooder)
Lineage: Eukaryota; Metazoa; Chordata; Actinopteri; Cichliformes; Cichlidae
Product: B-cell receptor-associated protein 29
Exons: 8
Coding region: 119-829 (236 amino acids)
Biological process (GO): intracellular protein transport; endoplasmic reticulum to Golgi vesicle-mediated transport
Cellular component (GO): endoplasmic reticulum; endoplasmic reticulum membrane
Source: RefSeq, a predicted model, not a curated record